CUUGAGUACUUACUUCAUAAAAGUUACCAGUAACGUGAAAUAUUAUGCGCUUGGCCAAGGCAAGUUGAACUAACUUCCGUACAUCAACGAACAUCGUCGAUUGGGAAUAUGAUGUGGGUCAGCUCUAUGCGUAAUUAUGGACGACCACGGAACGUACCUCCGAUAUUCACGCAGACGCAAGGCGCCCUUGCGCUCCUCGUUGGAGCGUGCGUUUCUGAGCAGGUCGUGAAAGAAGAUGGUGAUGCGAGGACGAAGCAAAAAAAUGAUCAUACCGAAGCGACGAACACGAAAGGGAUCAAGCCUAUUUGGAGUUUCGGCAUGCGACCUCCACGACAAGGAGAGAGGACGAGAGAGACGACCACGACGCACUCUUUAUUUUUCCUUUCGAAUUUGAAUCCGAAGCACUGUUUCCGUGGCAGUUCUGUCGUAGAGGCACAAGAGCCACGUCCUCGUCUCGUAGACGAGGUGCGGAGUAAACAGUUGGAAUUCGGGUAUCCGGUCACGCGCUACCUGAUCGAGAACGACGCUUUUAUUGCGGAAUUCGACCCACGGACCCGAAAUCCUGUUUACGUCAUUGAACACCUAACCCGAGACAACCUGAAAAAGAUCACAAUCACGCGCGGAGGCGGAGGCUGUGAUGGUGGAGAAAAUAAGUUUAUGCUUUUUCUUACAAAAGCUGGAUCCCGCGCCUUCUGACCUGUCGUGUCCCGUACUUUCAAGGGAAACCACGACAGAUCAAGACGCGACAGAUCCAGCGUUUUUAUGUAACCAUUCAAUAAGGCAGUUGGUGUGGAGAAAGGCGAUGCUCCUCGCGAGCCACAGCACCAGAUUGCUGCAUCUAGUACGUCAUCGAGUUCAUCAUCGUCGAGUAGGAGUGGGCGCCGAGAGGAAAAAGAGGAUGAUCAUUUUUCGUUUUCAUUGUUGUCAUCGUAUCCGCUGGGGAGUUCCAAACCAACCUCUGGUGGAAGUGCUAUUUCUACACCUUCGUCCACAACUGCGAAAACGGGUAGAAGUGAGCACCAGUUUCGGGAAGAAAAAGGUAUUCCCAUUGGCAUGCGCAACCGACUCUCGCAGUUUCACCGUUCUGGUCUAGAUCGCGGUCACCUGGCGCCAGCGCGUAAUCAUCGACACAAUGCUGACGCGUUUGCAGACACUUUUUCACUCGCAAAUAUCUCGCCGCAAGUGGGCGCAGGCUUCAAUCGUAGCUACUGGGCCAGGCUUGAGAAGUUUGUUGCUGAUUGUUUGGUACGUGAGCACCUGAACAAACAGCUAGUUCUCGACUCUGCAGUUGUGAUAACGGGGCCUUUGUUCUUGCCUGCGGAAGUGAGCGGCAGAAAACAAAACGGCGAGGAAGAGAGCACUCCAUCUCCACCUCACGCGCAACUAGUUACAAAACAAGCGGACCGAAGUCUCGUAGACGAGGGAGCCGAAAAAAGCAGCCUGAAACUCGAUGUUUCGUUACUGGGUUCGCCUCCGAAUCUGCUCCAUGUUCCAACGCAUUUUUUUAAAAUUAUUCUCGCAAAGCGAGAGACAGUAAGCAACGAAUUAUGUGUCCAAGACGUCGGAAGGAAAAACAACAAGGCGUUGUGUCGCAAAUCGUCUGACUCUGAGGACCACGGUACAAAAAACGGCUCUAGUACAGAAGAUGGGAUCUUCAUCGCAGCUUUCUUAUUGCCAAAUUGCGACAUUGAACCAGACAUAGAAGUUUCCUUUUUCCUUCGUUCUUUAGCAGAAAUCGAGCAGCUCAGCGGAAUUGACUUUUUUCCGCACAUGGAUGCGGCACCGAAAGCCGCUUUUACAAAGCGAGAAGACCGAUUUCUAUCCGAGUUGAGAGCAAAACUAGUCGAGCAUCAGCAGGUAAAAAUAAUGAAUCUAGACCGGAGACUGGAAGAAGAAGUUGAUGAAAGAGCUUGCGGUAAAACAAGACCAGCAUCUUCGACCCCACAGCAAGAUUCUUUCGAUUCGACGCUUGUGCCUGUGCGCUUGAAAAAUAAAGAGACAGAGAGUAAUAGUAACAAGUUGCCUCCCAUGCGACACCUGUGUGAGGUGGUGCAAUGUCGCCUUAGUACAGUCAUUUUCCCGACGAAUAAUUAAUGAAAGAGGGAGGCAGAUGCACCGGCGCUUCUAUCCGACGUGUCCGGGUGAUCUGUAUGUGCAG
Amoebophrya sp. A25 is the source of this 2158-nucleotide messenger RNA. The record is from the annotation of a GenBank genome assembly. NCBI's taxonomy places the organism in Eukaryota, Dinophyceae, Syndiniales, Amoebophryaceae.